Aspergillus versicolor CBS 583.65 is the source of this 2427-nucleotide messenger RNA. RefSeq names its product phosphoenolpyruvate synthase. The transcript is spliced from 2 exons. The record is from RefSeq and is a predicted model, not a curated record. Gene Ontology annotation, biological process: phosphorylation; pyruvate metabolic process. Bases 1 to 2427 code for a protein of 808 amino acids. Gene Ontology annotation, molecular function: ATP binding; pyruvate, water dikinase activity. Lineage: Eukaryota; Fungi; Ascomycota; Eurotiomycetes; Eurotiales; Aspergillaceae.
AUGCCUGGCGUCGUAACAAAAGACAUUACCGGCCCUCUAGUCCGCCACUUCCGCGACAUAAGACGCACCGAUGGCGCCUCAGUCGGCGGCAAAAACGCCUCGCUGGGCGAAAUGACAAGCGCGCUGGUCCCCAAGGGUAUCGCUAUCCCUCCUGGAUUCGCAACAACAUCACAAGCGUACUGGCAGUUCCUCGACGCGAACCAGAUCCGCGAGAAUAUCGCGGGACUGAUCGGCGAAUGGCAGGGCGGACAUGCAACGCUUGCGGAGACGGGGGAUGCGAUUCGCAAGAUCGUGCUUAAGGGGAAGUGGCCUGGUGAUGUAGAGAGUGCGAUUCGGGCUGCGUACCGGGAGCUCUCGAAGGGCAUUGAUGACGAUGGUGCCAGUGUUGCGGUAAGGUCAAGUGCAACAGCAGAGGAUCUGCCCGAUGCUAGCUUUGCAGGACAGCUGGAAUCGUAUCUAAAUGUUGAAGGGGAGGAGGCGGUUCUGCGUGCUUGUCGGCGCUGCUAUGCCUCCAUGUUCACGGACCGGGCGAUCAGUUACCGCGCAACGAAGGGGUUUGACCAGAUGAGUGUUGCGCUCUCUGUGGGAGUGCAGAGGAUGGUGAGGUCUGAUGCGAGUGGAUCUGGGGUGAUGUUCUCCAUUGAUACAGAGAGUGGCUUUGACAAGGUGGUGCUGAUUAAUGCGGCAUGGGGGCUUGGGGAGAAUAUCGUCCAGGGAACUGUUAACCCGGAUGAGUAUCAGGUGUUUAAGCCCCGGCUAGGGGAAGGUAAUGAGCAUUUGGUGCCUAUUAUUGAUAAAAAGUGCGGUGAGAAGGGGAUGAAGAUGGUUUAUACUGCUGCAGAUGACCGGGACCAUCGCAAGGCAGCAGCUGCCACGACGCGCAAUGUACCUACGUCCAGGGCUGAACGGGCUGCAUUUGUGCUUUCUGAUGCUGAGAUCUUGCAGUUGGCACGCUGGGCAUGUACCAUCGAGAAACACUACGGCUGUCCCAUGGAUAUGGAAUGGGCCAAGGAUGGGGUCACAGGAGAGCUGUUCAUCGUCCAGGCACGACCAGAGACCGUCCACUCACGACGAGAUGCUGCUGACGCCACGGUCUUCAAGACCUACAAAGUCGUUGGGAAGAAGGACAGCGUUCUGGCGAGAGGGCUGUCAGUUGGCGACGCUGCAGUCUCCGGCAAUAUCUGCUUGAUAGAGGCAGCAAAGGACAUUGACCGGUUCGUUGACGGAUCAAUCCUGGUGACGCGGGCUACGGACCCAGACUGGGUGCCUAUCAUGAAGCGCGCUGCUGCUAUUGUCACCGACCAUGGAGGCCGGACGUCGCAUGCUGCCAUUAUCAGUCGUGAACUGGGUCUUCCUGCCGUCGUGGGUACAGGGAAUGCAACAUACGUCCUGCAUACAGGACAGGAUGUCACAGUAUCCUGCGCAGAAGGAGACAACGGCUUCAUAUACCCAGGGAUCCUCGAAAUCAAAACCCAGACAGUCGAUUUAACCAGCCUCCCAACAUCCACAACGCAAGUCAUGCUCAAUCUCGCAAACCCGGCAGCCGCAUACCGGUGGUGGCGUCUCCCAGCAGACGGAAUCGGGCUUGCACGCAUGGAAUUCGUCGUGACGAACGCAAUCCAAACCCACCCAAUGGCUCUUGUGCAUUUCGACAAACUCAAGGACGAGCGCGCAAAAGACGAGAUCGCAAGACUCACAGCCGGAUACAGCCACAAGCCCGACUUCUUCGUGGACAAGUUGGCACGAGGCUUUGCCGCGCUCUGCGCCGCUAUAUACCCGAAGCCAGCUAUCCUGCGUCUCAGCGACUUCAAGACAAACGAGUACGCGGGUCUCAUCGGUGGUGCAGAGUUCGAGCCCGAAGAAGAUAACCCUAUGCUCGGCUUCCGGGGGGCGUCGAGAUACUACUCGCCCCGGUACAAGGAAGGCUUUGCGCUUGAGUGCCGCGCGAUCAAGCGGCUGCGUGAGGAGAUGGGAUUCACGAACGCCAUCGUGAUGGUCCCCUUCUGUCGGACGGUGGGCGAGGCGAAGAAGGUUCUCUCGGUCAUGGCUGAGAACGGGCUGCGGCGUGGAGAGCACGGGCUGAAGGUGUAUGUGAUGUGUGAGAUUCCGUCGAAUGUCAUCCUGGCCGCAGAGUUUGCAGAGUGCUUCGAUGGGUUCUCAAUUGGCUCGAAUGAUCUGACGCAGUUGACUCUUGGGAUUGACCGGGACUCGGAGGAGCUGGCUGAGCUGUUCAACGAGCAGGACGAAGCAGUCAAGUGGAUGAUUGCAAAGGUCAUAGCAGUCAGCCACAGUAAAGGCUGCAAGGUUGGCAUCUGUGGCCAGGCACCGAGUGAUCAUCCAGAGUUUGCUCAGUUCCUGACGAAGGCUGGGAUUGAUUCUAUAUCUGUCAGUCCUGAUAGCUUUGUUGCCGUGAAGAGGAAUGUAUGA